ACAUGAGAAAAACAAAGCGAAAAUCAUAGUCUUUGAAACAAAAAAAAAAAUAACCGAAAAUCAUAGACACAAAAUGGCUAUCAGCAAGAAAAUGUUAACUGUAUUUGUCCUCACUAUCCUCUUAGCCGUAUCUUUUGUCCAUUGCUCCGAUAGAACCUCUGGUUUUGGUAUAAAUCAAGAGUAUGCAAAAUGCUACGACCUAGCUGAUUGUCAAAAACCCAAAGUGGACGAUGCGGCAUGCGAGAGGUUUUGUGGAGCUAAAAGCUUUUUAUUAUAUGGUAGAUGUGAUGUUGCUACCAACAAAUGUUGUUGUAAGUCUAAGACGAAAUAAUCUAUUCGCAUAUAUGUAUCCGGUUGACAAAGAGCAUCAUUAGAUUCAUAUGGUUUUGAUCAUCAAUCAAUAAAAGAGAUCGAGAGUGAAAUACACAAACCCUACCAAUUAAAAUUAGCUUGAUUAAACCGGAGCGAUUAUAUUGAUUACAUCAUAACAAAUAUUGAAAUAUGAAUAAGCAGAUAAUGGGAUCAUUACUUUGA
Arabidopsis lyrata subsp. lyrata is the source of this 534-nucleotide messenger RNA. RefSeq names its product defensin-like protein 112. Bases 74 to 331 code for a protein of 85 amino acids. The record is from RefSeq and is a predicted model, not a curated record. Lineage: Eukaryota; Viridiplantae; Streptophyta; Magnoliopsida; Brassicales; Brassicaceae. The transcript has 2 exons.